ACAUUGGAAUUUCACCAAAGAAUAUCACGCUACUCAAAUCAUACAAAUUGGUCAAACAUUCGAUAACGAUAAUGCACAAGUAUCGGUAUCAUUUGAAAAUAAGAUUAAGCUUGAUAAAAUUUUAAAUAGAGCUACUACACAAGAACGUGUUUUAACACGUGAAAUUAAAUUUUUAAAAGAAUUGUUUGGAGAAAGUCAAAAUAAAAUGUAG
Racocetra persica is the source of this 211-nucleotide messenger RNA. The record is from the annotation of a GenBank genome assembly. NCBI's taxonomy places the organism in Eukaryota, Fungi, Glomeromycota, Glomeromycetes, Diversisporales, Gigasporaceae.